AUGUCUUCUGAUCCAACACCGCCUCGCCCCUCCUUAACACUAACUUCUGGCGAUAUUGAUGAAUCUGGAGCCAAUGACUCGGACCAUCCAGUCCAAUAUAAAGUUAGAUGGAAGAAGCUACUGGGAAUAAAGACUGGCAGUGAGGAUGGAUCUGAUGCGUUGAAUGAUCCCUAUCCACAACGGGAGAAGUGGUCUCUGGGUAUUCUCAAUGAUAAGGAGACUGAGGAGGUGCCUGGUACGGUGCUUUUACUCGCUUCCAACAGAAACGAACCCCUUGGACUUCGACAGCAGCCUGCAAGAACGUCUGCGUCAUCUUUCCCUUCCCCGUAUCCUCCCUCUCGAUCCUCCUCUCGUACUCCGGUCCCCCAGAAAAAGCGGACAGCCGAUGGCGCGAUUGUGCUGGACCCUCAGCCGGACGAUUCACUUAAUGAUCCGCUUAACUGGCCCGCUUGGCGUCGUGAUCUGUCCCUGACAUCCUUGGGCUUUUAUUCCAUGAUUGGAGGAGGCAUGACGCCCAUUUUGGCCGCUGCAUAUAACGAUGUGUCGGAAUCUUUUGGGAUUACCUCACACGAAGUGGCAUUGACCACUGGCUUAUAUAUGUUGGGCCUUGGCCUGGGCUCAGUGAUUAUGUCCCCAACGGCAAUUCUUUACGGCAAACGUCCCAUUUAUAUUUCGGGCUCUGCUAUGUUUAUUGUUUCAGCAAUUUGGUGUGCCGUUUCUCCCAAUUAUACGAGCUUGCUUCUAGCACGAAUUUUUCAGGGCAUCGCUGUCAGCCCCGUUGAGUGCCUUCCAUCUGCUACAAUUGCGGAAAUUUUCUUUUUGCAUGAGCGUGCAUAUCGUGUUGGGAUUUACACUCUCCUAUUAUUGGGUGGGAAAAAUUUGGUUCCCUUGGUAAGCGCUGCGAUAACACAGAGAUUGGGUUGGCGCUGGGUAUUUUGGAUUGUGGCAAUAACGGUUGGGUUUGGCCUUGUUUUGGUGUUUUUAUUUGUUCCAGAGAGUUUUUGGGAUCGGACUCCGCGUCCCCGCCACAAGCGUCCUGCCUAUCGCCGGAGUCUAUCUGACCUAGUGACUUCCGCGCGUCGAGGACGACCUUCAAAUCCUUUAACCCCUUCCGCGGAAAAGGAUCAAAAUGCACUGACGCCGGAAAGAUUGUCGAAACGUACGCAAGCCCGCGUCGAUUUUGUGGAGGAUAUGCAAGGCAAAAGUGAGGCCAAGGGGGGAGAGGAUCGUCAUGACGAUAGGACAGCCCAUGCUCACAUACAUAAAUCUUCAACUGCCAAUACGAACAGACCAGUUCCAGAGGAAAAGGAUCACGUCGGAGAGGGACCUCAGCUGCAACAGUCUUUACUGGUCGACGAUCACACUAGCGCACCCAAUGAUUCAAGUCUACGAGGCGAAAGUGCGGAUAUUGAAGCAUCUAGUUUCGUAUCAGCUUCUCGGGACCGAUCCGCUGCACCCUCCUCUUCAUCGGUUCCUUCAAUCCACCCCUACACGAGCAAUCUCCAGGCUAGUCCUCCUCAGGGAUAUAUCCAGUCUCUUCGUGUCUGGAAUGGACUCCUCUCCCAAGAUAAGUGGCUGCGUGUCAUGAUCCGUCCAUUCCUCCUUUUCGCCUACCCUGCUGUCUUGUGGUCAUCUAUGGUCUAUGCGCUCUCCGUUGGAUGGCUGAUCGUCCUGUCGGAAGCUGUGGCAGAAAUUUAUCGUGAUAAAGAUAGUUAUAAUUUCUCUGCGCUCGCAACAGGCCUCGUAUACAUUUCCCCCUUUGUCGGUGGCAUCUUUGGGACAGCAGUUGCGGGCAAAGUUUCGGAUAUUAUCGUCCGGUUCAUGACACGCCGAAACGGUGGGGUGUAUGAGCCUGAGUUUCGCCUUGUAAUGGCUGUGCCAAUUACAAUUACGACAGCUAUGGGCCUCAUGGGCUUUGGAUGGAGUGCUCAAGAAAAAGACCGGUGGAUCAUCCCCACCGUCUUCUUCGGUAUACUUUCCUUUGGAUGCUCUGUCGGAAGUACCACUGCCAUCACCUUUUGUGUCGACAGCUACCGUCAAUACGCUGGCGAGGCUCUGGUUACGCUGAAUUUUUGCAAAAACGUAUUGCACGGUUUCGUGUUUUCGUUGUUCUUCGUUCAAUGGCUGAAAGCUGAUGGAGCGCGCGAUGUUUUCGUCGCGUUGGGUGGUAUUCAUAUCGCCUGCAUGCUCACCUCGAUUCCGAUGUAUAUAUUCGGAAAAAGAGCUCGCAUGUGGACGGUCCGCAAACGAUUGAUAGAGAAGUUUUAA
Messenger RNA from Paracoccidioides lutzii Pb01, 2268 nucleotides. RefSeq lists its product as hypothetical. Gene Ontology annotation, biological process: transmembrane transport. Bases 1 to 2268 code for a protein of 755 amino acids. The record is from RefSeq and is a predicted model, not a curated record. The transcript is spliced from 4 exons. Gene Ontology annotation, molecular function: transmembrane transporter activity.